Drosophila guanche is the source of this 1187-nucleotide messenger RNA. Its product is annotated as predicted GPI-anchored protein 58. The transcript has 2 exons. The record is from RefSeq and is a predicted model, not a curated record. NCBI's taxonomy places the organism in Eukaryota, Metazoa, Arthropoda, Insecta, Diptera, Drosophilidae. The coding region runs from base 84 to 977 and encodes 297 amino acids.
CCCCUGCCGUGAGUUCAAGUGGAAACUUUAUUUUUGCCACAAAGUCAGACGAUCCGCGAAGCUUGAACAGAUCACUAGCCACCAUGCAGACGAAGCAAAUUGCUGUCUGGAUCGCACUGACGAUCCUCUUGCAUUGCAGCGAAGCUCAGGAGGAUAAUAUCCUGGAGCAGACGUCUAGCAUGGAGGCAGCAACCACACCGUCAGUACCAACAGAAGUGAAGCCAUCGGAAAUGGAGCAACCAAAUGAUAAAAACUCCACAGGAAGCGAAAGCGGGGAUGCCAAAUCAGAGGAAUCAUCAAUGGGUACAGAUCAUGUAGAUCUGGGCCCACAAAUAGAAGAGAAGCCUCCAAUGGAUACAGAGGAUAUUCCUGCUAAAGAGGAAGAAAAGGAAAAGGAAAAGGAAGAACCUUCUGAUAAUCCCCCUGCUGUGGAACAUACAGAACCUCCAAUGGAAGCAGCAGAAAUUCCUGCUCAUCCAAAACCCUUAGAUAUGGAAACUGAAACCGAAAAUACCGAUAAGGAUAAGCCACCAGCUGAAACUGAAUCAAUUCCGGAUGCUCCUGCUGAAGAUUACCAAGACGAUGCACCCCAUGAGGAUACAACAGCAGCCCCACCAGCUGGCACACAACCCCCAACACCACCUACUCCUCCAACCGUGCCACAAUUUCCAACAAUAAGUUGCUAUAGUUGUGGCAACUGCAAGGAGAAGCCAACGAAUAAAACAAAAUGCACAUCGACUGCUGGCAAGCGUAAUGGUUGCGUCACUCUGGUCAAGAGUGAGGAGAAGCUUGUGCUGCGUGGUUGCAUCUCCGAGCUGGCGGAGUCGGGCAACAACUACUGCAUAUCGAAUGCCAAAGGCUGUGAAAUGUGCUACGAGAACGACUGCAAUGCCAAGGCGGUGACGCUGUCCAAUGCGGCUGCUGCCCCGCUGCUGGGGAGCUGGCUUUUUAUAAUCAGUUGUCUGCUGGCGAUGUAGGAACCCCUCGACUCUGAGUCAUGCACUUUUUGAAAUUAUAUUGAAAUCGAUAAAAAAGAUAAGGAAGGCGUCCCCCGCCACGCCACGCCACGCCACGCACAAUUAGAUCAAUUUCUUUUGUUUGUCAAAAAGCUUAAUGGAGUAUAAAGUUUAUUAUCGUACGUAUUUGUUUUUGUGUCUUUGCAAUGAUUAAUAAAUGUACAUAAUACG